This is a messenger RNA of Aspergillus steynii IBT 23096, 1565 nucleotides long. RefSeq lists its product as uncharacterized. NCBI's taxonomy places the organism in Eukaryota, Fungi, Ascomycota, Eurotiomycetes, Eurotiales, Aspergillaceae. The record is from RefSeq and is a predicted model, not a curated record. Bases 302 to 1459 code for a protein of 385 amino acids. The transcript is spliced from 3 exons.
UUUAAGCGUAGACUGGUGGAACUGUUGGUGGACUGUAGUAGUACUUAGUGGUAGAUGGGGGCCAAAGUUACGCAGAUUCGUCAGAAGGAUUCGUUUCAGCCUCGCGCACUCGGUACUUUACCUAGGUUAGGUAGUUACGAGGUUUUCUUUUGGUCUAAUCUUUUCGGACUGUUGACUACACCCGUCACCUGACGUAAGACCAGGCAGCAUCUCCUUAUUUGAUCUUUCUGUCUAUCUUCUAUCUUCUAUCUUCUAUCCCUGACCAAACCACCCGAAUAGUAUCAGCAUCAACACAAUCACAAUGGGCAAACCACAACCCCAAGACCUGCAAAACGACAGCCCCGAGCUCCCUCCUCCAUCCUACGAAGACGCCAUCAUCCAACCCUCGUCCUCCUCCGCUCCCCCCAGCGCCCCCUAUCCCGUCGACCCCCCGAUCCCCUCGCAACAGCCCUACCUCAGCAUCAACGCCAACACCCGCGCCUGCCACCAAGUCACCCUCUCUCCGUCCCUGAGCAGCGACGCCUCGGCCCUCCACGCGCUCAUCACCCGCCAAGCCGACGUGCCGGCGCGCCCGCAGCUCACCAUCCGCGGCACCCACACCGUCACGCGGUCCGAGAACCACGGUCGGAAACACCGCAGUCGCAACAUCACCGACUUCGACUUCAAGGUUGACCUGUCGCCGUAUGUGGUGGGGCCCGCGGGACCGGACGGAGAUGCCGACGAGGGAUGGCAUGAGCUGAAGGUCGCGGCCGACGGUGACGGGGCGAAGCGGUAUCGCGGGGGAAUCUUCCGGUCGAGACGGUGGAAGGGACACGGAUGUUGUGGACGAAGAGGGGCGAUUCGAUUGUCGGAUGGACGAGGCGAGGCGCCCGGGUUGAUCGGCUGGUGUGAUCGGUUCUGCGAGGAUCCUGCGCCGGUGAAAUCGUUCACAUUCACACGCACCGUCUCGGGUCUGGACUCGGAGAUCAUCCGUUCAGCACUGAAAUCGCACCUGCGGGCGCUCAAUUACCGCGGCAAAGUGGAGGUCUCGACGUCCAUCGCCAACAACUCCAUCACCAUCUACUCACCGCACUGGAUCAACCAGGCGCGCAACAACAGCUGGAUCUUCUACGGCUGUCUGCUGCUGCAGCUGUGGAUUGUGGCGUGGCCGGUCCUGUGGCUGCUGGAGCGCAAGUACCGCGUCGUGGAGUCGGAGUGGCGAUUCUCGCGACCGUCCGGGGCAAGCGGGAAGACGUUCGCGGCCGGACGCAGCGAGGCGGAGGUCGCGAAGGACGUGGCACCGGUGGUGACGCAGGCGGCGUGGGAGAAACGCAGGGCUGGGAAGGUGUUGACCCCCGAGGAGGUCGAUACGUUGCGCCGGUUGGAGCUGGAGGGACGCCAGAGGGGAGGCCGCGUGAUGGUGGUCAACUUUGGGGAUAUGGGCGAGUGGGGGAAUAAUCAUUAUACGUUUGCUGGUUGAGAUGUUAUACCCUUUGUUAGUUCUUUUUUUUGUCAUGUGCUGUUUAACCUGGCGAGUAAGGGAGUCAAUGUAGGAUCAGAAUCAUAACCUUGUCCAAAGCCUCGAC